UUCCGGUUACUAAGGAGUAGCCCGUGGGACAAAAUGUCGUACGUGUUCCCGACGAAGGCUGGUGUGUCGCUCAAGCAGGUGAAGGCUGUCCUGGUCACUUUUUGUCCUUUCGAGUUGAAUGUACAAAGCACCAGAAAUUUUCUUCAAUGUCUCUUUGAAAGGAAGGCAUACAAAUCAAACUUGAACUGUGAUGUGAAAGCAGAGAUAAAACAUGAUGGCUCUGAACCAGUUAUAGACAUCACAUUUGCUGAUGGUGAAAGAUUGAUUAUGAAAGGAGCCAAUUUAACAACUAGAGAGAUGUUACAUGCAUUCAACUCUAGAUGUCAAAAGAAAGAACUUGCAUUGGCAGAAUAGCCACCACCAUAGACUGCUUGAAACCGACAGUAAAAGAGUUUGCAUCAAUAAUAUAAAUGCAUAGAAAUCUGCAUGAAGCCACUUUCAGAAAAUGGCAAAGACUUUCCUAAUAGCUGAAAGAAUCUGAAGUGGAUAUAUAGAGGAGGCAAACUGAUUCUGGUUUUAAAAAAUGCUUUUUGGACUUUUGAUUAAUGAUUAAACUCUUAACACGUUAUCAGUCUUGGAUUAACAUCAUUUUUCUUAGUAUGUCAAAUUAUCAAGUAAGUUAGUAGUCUGUAAAAUUCUGAUCCUUUUCAAUCACUUGAUAAAAAUUAUAUAUUCACAAAUAUAAAUUAUUAAAGUUUUAUUAAUCUGGACUAUGAAGUUUUUCUAUGGUACAAAUUGCAUACAUUUAUAAAUAUGAUUUGCUUAUACAUGGACACUACAUACAGAAUACAUUAGACAAAACCACUCACUUUUUUUAUAAGCUGCAUAAGCUUCUUGAAGCAAGUGAUAGAAAAGCCAAAAGUAUAAGUAUUAUGUGAAUUGUUGUAUAGAAACUCUUCCCAUUUGACUAGUCAAUGUUAUUCUAUCUGUGUAUUUGCAGGAAUAAAAAUACAUGUUCAGAAUUCAAUUAAUCUUUUAAUUAAGCUUUGAAGGCUUCUAUUGGACACUUUAAUCCUAUUCAGGCUAAAGAUCUUUUUGCAUGUAGAAUUGAAGAUAGAAGCAUGAGGGAGUAGUGACUUCCCGCUACAAGUUGUGUUGGUAUUUGAGUGAGGAACUAGUUUUCUUGAAUGCAGUAGAAACUGUUUACUUCAGCAUGUGGAAUUAGCUUUUAACUACUGUAAUGUCUCCAUCUUAACCUUAAGAAGCAAAGUGCUGUUCACUGAUGUUUACAUAUUUCAUUAUGUGCAAAAAUACUGCCUGAGCAAGACAUUUGUGAAAUUGCAAAGCUAUUUGAUUCAUUCCUGCUCUCCUAACUUGGAUUCAUAACAUGUAUGUCCCUCUCCCUUUUCGUGACCCUUAGAAUGCUCCAGAUUCCAUUUCUGAAACGUGGUGGCAAAUUUAUUCCUACAAGAAAAACUCAACAUUAUCUUUCCAAGUGAUGAAACUGAAUUACUUCAGUGUUCCUCAGAAUUUUGUGAACGAAUUCCAACUCAUAUUAUGUAAAAUGACAACCAGCAAAGAAGGGCAGCAAGUUCAUUGUGCAACAUAUGCUAAAUUAGGCAACAUUUCUGGGGAAAUUGACAAAUGGAUUUAGAAAACCCAGGAUGUAUAUUUAUAUUUCCAUAAUAUAAAUACAUCAAAAGUGAGUUGUUUCAUAAAAUAUGAAUGUUUGUACAGAAUCCUGUCAAUGUGAUUCAAUUUUUAUUUUAUUUAUCACUGAUGUCUCAAAUGGUGUACACAAAAUAGCUGUAUGUUAAUUAUGGAGAUUAUGUGGAUUCAAGUAAUUGUCAGUGACCCCAUAGAUUUUCUCCCCAUGAGGCUGUAUACUAGAAUACUAGAAUGUUGUAACAUUAUACAUAGUAAUAGGAAGCAAAUUUAAAUUAUUGUAGAAGUUAAUAAUUCUAUGCCCUGAAUAUCAGAAACAAAAAAGUUUGAAUGGCUGAACAUUAUAUUUGAAGAAUAA
Messenger RNA from Thamnophis elegans (Western terrestrial garter snake), 1963 nucleotides. It is a transcript of the gene MRPL53, whose product is annotated as mitochondrial ribosomal protein L53. The record is from RefSeq and is a predicted model, not a curated record. Gene Ontology annotation, cellular component: mitochondrial large ribosomal subunit. The coding region runs from base 34 to 354 and encodes 106 amino acids. The transcript has 3 exons. Lineage: Eukaryota; Metazoa; Chordata; Lepidosauria; Squamata; Natricidae.